This is a messenger RNA of Serendipita indica DSM 11827, 1269 nucleotides long. The record is from the annotation of a GenBank genome assembly. NCBI's taxonomy places the organism in Eukaryota, Fungi, Basidiomycota, Agaricomycetes, Sebacinales, Serendipitaceae.
AUGAUUACGAGUGACUUGAAACCAUCGCCCGCAUCAACAAUCUACGAAGACGCGCAAGAACAUCCUCUGGAGAACACUGCGACGACGACAAACGACGCAACAAGGCCAAUUUUGGCACCACUUGCGACGACGACAAACGACGCAACAAGGCCAAUUUUGGCACCACUUGCGACGAGCGCAGACGCUCCACCGUCUAUUCUCGGCUCACAUACGUCUCCUUCUAUUCACAAUGUACACGAAGGCACUCAAGCGACGCUCAACACGCUGCACGACUCGCCGGUAGCUGACGUAGGACCCAACGCCCACGGCAAAAAGGCAAACGAAACGGUCCAAGAAAACACAUCGAAGAAUAUGAAUAAUAUUACGCAACCAAACGACCUAAUUACGUUGACACCGCUGCGAGCGCACUAUCUUAAGAAAUCGCUCGUCACGCUCCAGUUCUCCAAGGAACUGCUUGGCUUUACGGAUAUGGAUCCGUCGAUCCCUACACUCUCCCCAUUGUCAUAUCUAGGCCCACCGUUUACACCUCCACCACGUAAUGCAGCCCGACAUGAUGUCCCAUUCCUGCGCUUCAUGUUCCGCCAAUUCGUCCUCACGUUCCCCUUUAUCACCUCUGCACCAAAGGACUUCUUUCCCAGCAAAGUUCAGCCAUUUGUUGGAUCUUUGAUGGCGCGCAAUUUGAGCACGACGGAUGAUGUGCUCGGGAUGGACGAUCCAAACUUCCAAGGAGAGGAUCCCGAGGUGCGCUCGCGGCAGAAGAUCGUCGCCAAAGCGGAAAAGUACUUUUCGCUCAUCGUCGGAUCGGCGAUCAAGUUGGUUGAGCAAGAGGAGGUCGUACGUCUAUCCCAGAGGGAUCUGGACCGUCUGGAGAUCUUGGCGAGAAAGCGGAAUGCGCGUAUGAAAUAUGCGCGUGAUGCGUUUGAUGUCAAUAUUAUAUGCGUGCGUACUGUGGUGGAAAAGGGUCGUAUGCGCAGUCGUGUGCAUGAAGAGUUUAUCAUUCGUACGCGUAGAACGGGUUGGGCGGAUACGCUCGUCUCUAGACGUUAUGGAGAUUUUAAGACAUUGGCAGAAGAGUUUGUUUCCGUCAAACUUCGCAAGGCGUUCCCAGAGUUUGAGAUUCGUGGACCGCCGCCCAAGGACCGUAGGACUGUGGCCAUUGCGCCUCAACAGCAGCAGCAACAACCCAACUCGAUACCAGGAGCUAAUAUGGCAUCUCUCAAUCCAUACGACACUUACUCGCUCGGAUACCAUGGCUUCAAGUACAGAUGA